This is a messenger RNA of Pararge aegeria (speckled wood butterfly), 485 nucleotides long. RefSeq names its product ribonuclease H2 subunit C. The record is from RefSeq and is a predicted model, not a curated record. NCBI's taxonomy places the organism in Eukaryota, Metazoa, Arthropoda, Insecta, Lepidoptera, Nymphalidae. Gene Ontology annotation, cellular component: ribonuclease H2 complex. The transcript is spliced from 4 exons. The coding region runs from base 51 to 452 and encodes 133 amino acids. Gene Ontology annotation, biological process: RNA catabolic process.
UGGCGGCAAAUGGUAGUGUUAUUUGGCUUGUAUUGUAAAAUUAAAUUAAAAUGUCGAUUAAAGUAGAAAAUAAUCUGAAGGAAAGGAAAGACGAUAAAAUAUUUGAACAAAAAGCGCAUUACAUACCUUGUCAGGUCGAAGAGGAUGGUCCGGCGAAUGUUAGCGAAUAUUUUGAACCUUACGUUGUUGAUAAUGGGAAUGGAGAAUUAUCAGCGACAUUCCGGGGGCAUCCAAUGGAUGGAGUAAAAAUGUCUUUGCCAGACGGAUACAGAGCUGUCAUCGUUGAGGAGGGAAAGAGACCCUUGUCUGAGGAUGCUGAGAGGAAAUUUCAAGUCAGUGGGGGGUUCAAGGAAAUAAUUUACUGGAAUUGGGAUAAAAAGCCCUCGAGGAAUGACAAUCUAGCUAAAUCAUUGGUUUGGAUGGAUAUUGCUGAAGCAAUUCACGGUGACUAAUAUAAUGGAAGAUAAAGAUAACUUUACAAUACA